Saccostrea cuccullata (small rock oyster) is the source of this 1446-nucleotide messenger RNA. Its product is annotated as dynein axonemal heavy chain 3-like. Lineage: Eukaryota; Metazoa; Mollusca; Bivalvia; Ostreida; Ostreidae. The transcript is spliced from 10 exons. Gene Ontology annotation, biological process: microtubule-based movement. The record is from RefSeq and is a predicted model, not a curated record. Gene Ontology annotation, cellular component: dynein complex. Gene Ontology annotation, molecular function: dynein intermediate chain binding; dynein light intermediate chain binding; minus-end-directed microtubule motor activity. The annotation marks the transcript as partial.
AUGGUCAAAACUUGUGUGGAGAGUCAGUUCAAAGAGAAGAUAAACACAUUAUUCUCACACAUCAUGGCCGACUCGUCUAAAGGGGUCACGGAUGAUGAUAUCAGAAGUCUGAUGUUCGGAGAUUAUCUGUCAAAGGGCAAGGAGGAGAAAUAUUAUGAUGAAAUACUCAACCUCAGUGACCUCAAAGAGGCCAUUGAGAUGUACCUGGAGGAGUACAACAUGAUGUUCAAGGCUCCUAUGAAUCUAGUCAUGUUUAGGUUUGCCAUAGAGCACAUCUCCCGAAUCAGCCGAGUUCUCAAACAGCCCAGCGGUCACUGUCUACUUGUUGGUAUUGGUGGUAGUGGGAGGCAGAGUUCUUCACGCUUGGCUGCUUUCAUGUCGGACUUUGAACUCUUCCAAAUUGAGAUCACCAAGAACUACACCACCUCAGAAUGGCGGGAAGACCUGAGGCGCCUCAUGAGGCGGGCGGGGGACGAGGGAACCUCCAUGGUGUUCCUGUUUGGAGACCACCAGAUUAAAGAUGAGUCUUUCCUGGAGGACAUUAACAUGAUACUGAACACUGGAGACAUCCCUAACCUGUACGACAACGAAGAGAGGCUGGAAAUUAUUGAAAAGAUGCAGCAGUUGGCCCUGCAGCAGAACUUACAGAUAGAGAUGACUCCCCUGAAUAUGUACAACAUGUUUAUAGAGCGUAUCCGGCGUAACCUUCAUGUGGUCCUGGCCUUCAGUCCUAUAGGAGAUAACUUCAGGAACAGAAUCAGGAUGUUUCCCUCCCUCAUCAACUGCUGCACCAUUGACUGGUUCAAGCCUUGGCCAGAGGAUGCCUUGGAGUUGGUGGCCAACAAGUUCUUAGAGGACGUGGAGAUGUCAGACGAAGUGAGGACCCAGACAAUCUUCAUGUGUAAACAUUUCCAUCAGAGUGUCAGAAUGCUGUCAGAAAGGUAUUAUGAAACAAUGAGGCGACAGAAUUAUGUCACCCCCACAUCAUACCUAGAACUGAUCAAAACCUUCAAAAGCCUGCUAGACCAGAAAAGAAUGGAGAUUCUGACCCUGAAAAAUCGCUACAUAGUGGGAUUGGAAAAGUUAGAGUUCUCAGAAAAUCAGGUCAGUAUCAUGCAACAGGAGUUGGUGGAACUUCGGCCCAAACUGGUGCAAACGAGUAAAGAGACCGCGGAGCUGAUAGAGUUCAUCAGCAAAGAGAGCGUGGAGGUCGAGGCUGUCAAAAAGGUGGUAGAGGCCGAUGAAGUGGUGGCCAAUAACGCAGCCAUGGAGGCCAAGGCCAUCAAGGAUGAAUGUGAAGCCAAACUGGCAAUAGCGAUGCCUGCCCUGAAUGCUGCUAUCUCCGCCCUGGACACACUGAAACAGAACGACAUUUCUCUAGUCAAGGCCAUGGCUAACCCCCCUAACGGUGUCAAACUCGUCAUGGAGUCUGUCUGCAUCAUGAGG